Molecule: messenger RNA, 684 nt
Organism: Candoia aspera
Lineage: Eukaryota; Metazoa; Chordata; Lepidosauria; Squamata; Candoiidae
Gene: NEUROG1
Product: neurogenin 1
Exons: 1
Coding region: 1-684 (227 amino acids)
Biological process (GO): positive regulation of transcription by RNA polymerase II; forebrain development; axon development
Cellular component (GO): nucleus
Molecular function (GO): E-box binding; DNA-binding transcription factor activity, RNA polymerase II-specific; protein dimerization activity
Source: RefSeq, a predicted model, not a curated record
AUGUCCUCUGCUUUAGAGACCAGCUACUCUGACCUUGACAACAGCAGUGACGUCUCCUUUUGUAUCACUGAUGAUGAAGGGAGCCUCAGUGGCCUACAAAUCCCUUCCCUGGCCUUCCCCAAACAUGUCACCUCCCCAGAGCAUGGCUCCCCAAGGUGCGAGGAAGAAAAAGAACGGAAGAGGCGUAGGGGCCGCACCAAGGUCAAGAACGAAGCUGUCCUUCACACCAUCAAAAAGACCAGGCGGGUCAAAGCAAACGACAGGGAGCGGAACCGUAUGCACAAUCUCAACGCAGCCUUGGAUGAGCUCCGGAGCGUCCUGCCCACCUUUCCUGAUGACACCAAGUUGACUAAGAUUGAGACCCUGCGCUUUGCCUACAACUACAUCUGGGCCCUUUCGGAAACCCUGAGGCUCGCUGAUCAGUGCCUUCAGAAAGCUCCCAAAGAGAUGGUGCUGCCCAGUUUCUUGGGCUCCACUGAUCCACCCAGCCCGGGCAGUGAUGCUGGAUCCUGGAUUUCCACAGCAUCUCCAGCCACCUCCUCCAUCUCUGCCUGCACAUCGAGCCCCAGCAGCCCAGCCACCUCUGAAGACUAUUGUUAUGGGCCCGGUGACAGUCUCUUCUCCUUCCACAGCCUCCCCAAAGAUCUUCUGCAGAAUACGUCUUGUUUUGUGCAGUACCAUUAG